This is a messenger RNA of Gallus gallus (chicken), 6851 nucleotides long. It is a transcript of the gene HTR2A, whose product is annotated as 5-hydroxytryptamine receptor 2A. The transcript is spliced from 3 exons. Gene Ontology annotation, biological process: chemical synaptic transmission; G protein-coupled receptor signaling pathway, coupled to cyclic nucleotide second messenger. Gene Ontology annotation, molecular function: G protein-coupled serotonin receptor activity; neurotransmitter receptor activity. The record is from RefSeq and is marked validated. Lineage: Eukaryota; Metazoa; Chordata; Aves; Galliformes; Phasianidae. Bases 964 to 2370 code for a protein of 468 amino acids. Gene Ontology annotation, cellular component: dendrite; plasma membrane.
AAGGAAAGAGCGAGCCUCGCAGCACGGGAGCUGGCUUCACCCGAGUGUGCACUUUAGAAGUCAAAACAAAACAAAACAAAACGAGCAAACCAAAAGCUUUAUUCCAAAUGCCACCGUUCUGGAGGAGGCUGAAGAGAAAGGACCCCAAACUGGCUAAAUGCUGAAGGAUGCAGUCAGACAGGGCACAGAGCGAACCCAAACGCAGUUUGAGCGUGGGCUCGGAAGUGCAAUGUAAGUCUCUCUUAAAUCGUUUUGUUUUGCUUUCAAAUCAUAGCACCUGGUUUCUUUCUUUUUUGUUUUGAAGUCAGGCUGGGCCAAAAGGUACCAUUAGUGACAAAAAUCAGCACGGAGCAGAACGUGUAAUCUCUGAUCUGGGGCUGAAAAUGACCCUGAGAUGCAACAGAAGUCAGAGACUAUCGGGCGUAUUGUGGAAGAUGCACUAUAAAUAAGAGCAUAUCUAAUUAUUUCAAGAGAAAGAUGCUGGACAGAAUCUUUAAUCAACUUUCUUAACGGGGAAGUAAGAGCUCUGCUGUUUUGUAUGGCAAGCUAUUUUAACACUGCUGUGCUCAAAAUUGUGUGAUUACAGUUACCAAUAGCAAUAAGAUGUAGCUCCAGAAGGGAGUCCCAGUGGCUGCAAAAGUUUUUUCUCUCUUAUUUCUACGACACCUUUGUUCUCUCAAGCCUCAAGUCCACGGUCUCUAUCCUCCAGUUUGGCUUUGCUUUUUACCUGGGUUUUCAGUGCCAACUCUGGACUUCCCAUGGAACAGAAAACAAAACAUUUCGGCAUUUGGAGUAAUUCCGGUAUGUUUUUCUACAUCGUGCUCAUGGUAAAAAUGCAGUUGACAGAGGAUUGGGCUCCACCAACUUCUGCCACGGACAACUGAGGAAUGCAAAGCCUGAUGGUGACGAAGGGUGACCGUUUCCUAUUUUUCACCAUUUAUCUCAGCGAUUUCGGACUUAGCGAUGGAUACCCUUUGUGAUGAGGAGAGCUCUGUGAACCCAACUGCAAACCCCUUAAUACAAAUAAAUCACGAGAGGAGACUCUACAGAAACGUCUACGGACCGGGAGAGAUUAAUGUGUCACAUUUCUGUAACUUGACUGCAGACCCCGAAAACCUGACCAAUCUGUCAUGUGAAAGUCCGCCGUGCUACUCUUCCCUCUUUCAGCUCUCAGAGAAAAACUGGCCAGCUCUGCUGACAGUGAUAGUGAUUGUUUUAACCAUUGCUGGGAAUAUUCUUGUCAUCAUGGCUGUGUCGCUGGAGAAGAAGCUGCAGAAUGCCACCAACUAUUUUCUCAUGUCACUUGCCAUAGCUGAUAUGCUGCUGGGUUUCCUUGUCAUGCCCGUGUCAAUGUUAACCAUACUGUAUGGAUACAAGUGGCCUCUGCCUAGGAAGUUCUGUGCCAUUUGGAUCUACUUGGACGUGCUUUUCUCCACUGCCUCCAUCAUGCACCUCUGUGCCAUCUCAUUGGAUCGUUACAUCGCCAUUCGAAACCCCAUCUACCACAGCCGGUUUAACUCAAGAACAAAGGCUUUUGCAAAAAUAAUUGCUGUUUGGACCAUAUCAGUUGGUAUCUCCAUGCCUAUCCCUGUCUUUGGACUACAAAAUGACUGCAAAGUGUUUAAGAAAGGCCACUGCCUCCUUGCAGAUGAGAAUUUUGUCCUAAUAGGCUCCUUUGCAGCAUUCUUCAUCCCUCUAACCAUCAUGGUGGUCACUUAUUUUUUAACUAUCAGGUCCCUGCAGAAAGAAGCCAUGCUGUGCGUGAAUGACAUUGGCCCAAAGACCAAGUUUGCCUCUUUUAGUUUCCUCCCUCAGAGCUCCCUUUCUUCAGAGAAACUCUUCCAGCGCUCUUUGAACAGGGACAUGGGGACCUCCGGGAGGAGAACCAUGCAAUCCAUCAGCAAUGAGCAGAAAGCUUCCAAGGUCCUUGGCAUUGUCUUCUUUCUGUUUGUUGUGAUGUGGUGCCCGUUUUUCAUCACCAAUGUGAUGGCUGUAAUUUGUAAGGAGUCAUGCAACGAAGAAGUCAUUGGUGGGCUACUUAACAUAUUUGUUUGGAUUGGGUACCUUUCUUCAGCCGUCAAUCCACUCGUAUAUACGUUGUUCAAUAAGACCUACCGCUCAGCUUUCUCUCGCUACAUUCAGUGUCGCUACAAGGAGGAGAAGAAACCUUUCCAGCUGAUUUUAGUGAAUACUAUCCCAGCGCUUGCGUAUAAUUCUAGCCAGCUCCACCUGGCUCAAAUGAAGAGCUUGAAAAAAGAGGCAAAAUUGAUGAGUAAGGAUUAUUCGAUGGUCACGAUAGGAAUACGCCAUAUGGAUGGUACCUCAAAGGGAAGCAUCAGUCCAGGGAAUGAAAAGGUCAGUGGUGUGUGACUCUACCAGCUGUUGGCAGCUGCCAUGACAACCCCAAGUGUACACUGAGAAUUUCAUCUCGCGGUGAGAUGCUCUGAGAGUACAAGAAAAUCAGCCCUGUCUGAGAGACCCUCCAGUAACAUCACAUACGCCUCAUGUUAUCCUGUUGAUGAAAAGCAGGGUGGAAUGGUAUCAAAUGUGCAAUUUUUUUUCAUACAGUACUUUGGCUGUUUUAAGCACAGGCUUUAUUAAACUUAUUUUUUUAAUAGUAUAAGGGAUAUAUUUCUUAAAGAAAAAAAAAUGCAAUUUCUGGUAUUAUAAUUAUGGGCUGUGAAGAAAUCUACGCAUUUCUUUUCUCUUUGCAAAUGAAAGCUAAGCUGUCCUUUGAUUUCCUUGCAGGGUAGGCUCCAGCUAGUUCAUCUUGCUGCAAUGGGAUUUUGUUAUCAUUAACUGAAUGAGCACUUUAUGGAACUUUAAAUAAAAUGAUGGUUAAUUUACUAAUAUAUAUUUAAAAUACGUUUUAAAGCAUUAAAGAAAAAUCUAUUAAAACCUGUAUAGAUGAAUUAUAUAGAAAUUUUGGUAACAGUGUUUUUAUGGCUACUUUUUUCUUCCGGGUGACCAUUCUGAAAUGUUAAUGGACUUUUCCACCACUUGUUCCAUGUUCAAAUUAGCAGUCUUCAAAAGUAAAUUAUACUUGAAUGCUCCCCUGUUUCUACCACCAUUCUUAAUCUUCUAUCUGACGUCUUGCACUUUAUUUCCAUCUAAAAAAAAUCACCUGUUCUAACACAGAACUUCAAAGCAAUUUUUUCAAAAGUCAUUAUUGGACUUGAUUCUCUGCUCCUUCCCACUGGUGUUGACAGGGAAGUGAAGUGACAGAAGAGUGGAAAAUCAAGCAAAGGACUGCUAAGUAAUUUCAAGAGUGAUUCCAUGCCUCUGCUUGGAUCCAGCAGGGCCUGUUUUAUGUAACGUCAGUGAAAGUUUUGAAUGAGAAAAUCCUUUAGUGAAAGGUUUCAGCAGAUUCUCUCUCACCAUUUCUCUUUGGUUAAAAAGGCCAUUAUGAAGGUGUCCUUCUGGAUUUCUUUUAGUGCUCAUAGAGUCAGAAUUAUCAAAACCUGUUACUUGUUCAAAAUUGUUUUCCCUGGUUUUGCUGUUUUGCUGUUACAGUAGAUUGCUCAGGAAUGAUAGGUAGCUUGCACUAUUAGGACUCAGCCUUAAUGAAAUACGUUUGGGCAAAUCGGGCCCAAUUGAAAAUAACAGGACUUAUCAACAGCACCAUAUUUCACCUGCACAUCUCCAAGGGCAGGAUGCAUUACAUAAAGAACAUGAAAUACGUUGUCUGGAAGAGUGUUGUCUGAUGACUUUUAGGCAUCAUGGACAUUUUAACUAAAGUCAGUGGGACUGUGCUGGAGAGCAGAAACACAAAUGUUGCAUCAAAAUUCAGUCCAAGCAUUUGAUUCAUUACAUGAACUUUACAGCCACAAGUAGAAUGCAUUCCAGUUUCAGACCCUGUCCAAUCUGAAAAAAUAGUACUACCUAUCCAGAAACCAAACUCCAAUGCCUUCAUCAUUUAACAAGUCCUUCUCUUGAAGCUGUUUAGUUUCCAUAGAGCAAUUAAAUAUCCACUAGGGUAAAGAAAGAGAGAUAAACAAAUCUCAUUCAUCCAACAGAGUUUGGCUCAGAAAAGGGAGACCUUCAAUUUAAAACAUUGAAUUCUGUGGUAAUACAAGACUUAGAACUUGGGUGGUUGUUCGGCUGAUUUCCAAGCAACCACUUUUAUUAUUCUUCUACCUGUUACCAGUAAGAUAACUAAAUCUGAUGGUUUUUUAAGGGGCAGUUCCCUCCAUAGAAUCAUAGAAUCGUAGAUUCAUAGAAUCACUCAGGCUGGAAAAGACCUUCAAGAUCAUCGAGUCCAACCACAACCUAACCAAACUACCCUAACUCUAACAACCCUCCGCUAAAUUAUGUCCCCGAGCACCACAUCCAAAGAGUUUUUAAACACAUUCAGGGAUGGUGACUCAACCACCUCCCCGGGGAGCCUAUUGCAGUGCUUAACAACUCUUUCUAUAAAGAAGUGUUUCCUGAUAUCCAACCUAAACUUACCCUGGUGCAACUUAAGGCCAUUUCCCCUCAUCCUGUCACCUGUCACCAGUGAGAAGAGACCAACCCCGCUCUCGCUGUAAGCACCUUUUAGAUAUUGGAAGAGAGCAAUAAGCCACUCCCCCCCAAGUCAUAGGAUAUGGAUAGGAUGGGAUAGGUCAUAGCACGUCAUCCAUAGGCAUGUGGCCAUUAAUGGUUACUCCCCCAAAACUGGGACCUUUGGGUCCCAUAAGAAAUCAACUGGUGUAAAUAUUGUGCUCACCAAGAUGAUUGUUGGAAACACCCAGACACCAGAAUCAAAACAGAAGAGCUUUAGCAGAAGGAAAAAUCAGCUCACUGUUCCUCCCUUCCUAUACCCUCCCAACUCCUGCAUGGCACAUCAAGAGGGGUGCAAGCCCACAGCUCCACACAGGUAGAGAAGGAAUUUCAGGGGGAAUCUGCAAAACAUAGCUGAGCACGAGGACAGCUGCAAAGCAGACAGGAACAGUGGGACUUUCCACUGUUUGUUAAGGAGUUUGAUACAGACCCUAAAUCAGCAGGUUUGAGUCAAGGACAACCACCAGCUCCUAUUGCACCAUCCAGACAGCAUAACUACAGGGUACCCCACAGAACAGGGUGUUCAGAACCUCCUGGUGCCCAAACAUGUCCUCUCUGCAAAUGGAAGACGGUUUUGAGGAUUCACCCUUGAGAUCUCCAGGGGAAAGGUAGGGAGCAAUAAAACCUAAGUACUGUGAGUAGGGAGCUCUGGAUCUUGCACCAAACCAGACUGCCUUCAAAGGAGGAAUACUGAUCGAAGGACUCCAAGUAUGAGGGGAAAGGAAACACAGGUGCUACUAAAAGUGGAGGGAAAUGCUACCUUUAGUGCAAUUCCUUCCAAUUUUGUUGCAUUUCUGUACUUUCAAGAGAAAUAAGCAGAAAGGACAGAGAGCCCAUGUGCUAUUGCCCAUCUGUGCCAGGGAGCAGAGUGUACCAUAACAUGUAUACGGGCAUCCUGCACUUUUCCACAGCUCAGUUCUUCCAGAUCUCCUGUUGCUGUUCAGCACAGUCUCCCCUACUCGGCUGCUCUUAAUAAGCUGCUGCUGAACAUUUCACAUCCACUGCCAAUGCUCUCUGCUUACUAUCUGCAUUUCACCCACAUGGCAGUGUAAAUCAGCCUGCCAUCUCUCUCUCCUUUCACCUUCUGUUCCUCUUUCACAAUGUGAAAUUGCUCAGGUUGCAAAUACUGACAGGGAAUGUUUCAAUGCAAACAGAAAGGGUUUCAAUUUACUUGCUUGAUGUUUCAUUAGAAGACAACUCUGAACACGAAAUCCUUUCCCACUUAUUAAAACAAAACCUGUGUUUGGGGCCUAAGAGACUUGACAGCAUUUCUUUAAUUAACAGCUGGAGGCAACAUAACAUUUAUUUUUGGUUAGAAGCGGGGAUAUCGGAUGCCAGAGAUUGUAACACUGCUAGCACUCAGAUAGAUGGCUUUAUUAAGAGAGCAGAGGCUUCUGCCCAAGAAACCUCUCUAAGCCAGGAAUGUGAAGCAGAUGAAAACUAUGGUCUCCAGCCUUAUGAAGAUAUCUGACAGUUUUGGAAGGACUGAUUCUGCCACUUCGCACCAAAAUUUUAAUAGAUUUUUUCUGUGGUUUGCCUUAGGGAUGAUGACAGAGUCAAUGUCUGAAUUUGUAACACCCACCGUGCCAGUUCUGCAGGAGGUUGUUAAUCAGGAGAUGGCAAUUAUAAGUCAUUAUACUGCUGCCAGAUGUCAAAGUUCAGCCAUUUUCAACCAGAAUUUGCUUAUAGGCUUGGGACGAACACUACUGUUUGAUAUGACCAGCUUCAGAGCAACAACUCCAUCUUGCAAAAAAAAAAAGUGUUUUCAUUAUGCAUCAGACCAGAAUGGAAAUUGUGAAAAUUUCCAGGAAAAGAAGAAGGAAAGAGACAUUCACACUGACUAGAUCAGAGGUCAGGGGCCUUCCCCUGCCAUACAGGAAGAGCAUGACAAGUCAGUCUGUCACAUCCACGUCCAACAGAACUGCUUCAUCUGAAAAAUGCUUUAACUGACAAUUUUUCAAGCAGUUCUACGUUUUAUUACUGCUGAGACUGCAUCUGAGAAAUGCCCAAAGACAUGAAGCUCACCAUGUAUCUCCUAAGCUGGUGUGCAUACUUUAUAUACUUCAGGGUAAAGCAUCCUAAGUAUCGAUCCCAUCCAGCCUAUCAUGCACUGUACUUAUGUAAUUAUUGGCAAAUGGUGAGAUGCAUUCUAUUUUGAAUACCUGUAUCUUUGCUUAUGUAAAUACAUAGAGAAAAAUGUUUGCUGUAUUUUGUAAAUGCUGAUGUAAAAUGGUGUUCUAAAGCUUUAUUGUUUUGUCAGAUCCCACUGCUCAAAAAGCAGAUUAAAAUAUUCAAAUGCCAUCAGUUGU